This is a messenger RNA of Notothenia coriiceps (black rockcod), 7084 nucleotides long. RefSeq names its product bromodomain containing 4 (gene brd4). Bases 541 to 4692 code for a protein of 1383 amino acids. Gene Ontology annotation, cellular component: chromatin; nucleus. Gene Ontology annotation, biological process: regulation of DNA-templated transcription; chromatin remodeling. NCBI's taxonomy places the organism in Eukaryota, Metazoa, Chordata, Actinopteri, Perciformes, Nototheniidae. The record is from RefSeq and is a predicted model, not a curated record. The transcript is spliced from 17 exons.
UUUUCCUGUUGAGUAACUGCAUGCUGGUCUGGUUGUGCUAGGGAGGGCGAGAGAGUGAGCUAGAGGAAAGAAGUGCUCCUGAAUCUUAUCGGAGCCCUCUCUCCCCUCUCUCCCGUUCCCCUCCUUGCUUUCCGCUUGUGUCCAUUUAAGUUGGGGAGGCCCUGGAGAGGACACACAAUGGAGCGAAGAGCCUGUGGCAACUGGGCCGUUGUACUGCUGAGAGGGGGAUGGGGUGGAGAGAGGACCGGUUCACACAGCUAACACAGCCUGCCGGCUGUAGGCUUCCACAGCCUUCCUCCCCGCCUGGACCCCUGUUUUCAGGCUGGGGCCUUUAUUGUGGAACGGCCACCCUCAAACUCCACUUGGACUAUACUAAGGAUUAUUCAGCGUCUUCUGUCGGAUUUUAGGAUUCAUACUGGAGCCUGAAGAAUAAAUCCCUCCUGUGUUUUGGCUUCUGAAAAAAGAGAAACAAACUUAUAUGUAAUUCUUCUUGCCCUUUCUCGGUUUUUGGUUUCUGUUUCUUUUUAGUGGACUUCAUAAAUGGAUUACAAGAUGCAUGCCAAGUCCAAUGAUUUGCUGGAUUUUCAAAAACUGGACGCCCUUCUGGAAAAAAUUGCACAUUCAGUCUCUGUGAAAAGAGAGUCCAGUGAGGAGUGCAAUGGGAUCAGCGGUGCUCUGUCAGUGGAGUCUGUGCCGGGGCCAAGACUGAGCUGGUGUCCUGCCAACACCACUACCCCUGCCCCUGCAGCUCCAGCUCCUGCUCGGGGGACUGAGCCCGCGCCCCACCCUGUCAGAAUGGGAGACGGCCUGGAUGCAGCGCAGAUGUCGGGCAGCAACAGCAGUAGCAGCAGCGGCCAGGGGCAGGCCCAGCAAGGUGGCAACCCCCCACCUCCAGAGUACAUCAAUCCCACCAGGGCAAAGCGCCAGACCAAUCAGCUGCAGUACUUGCUCAAGGUGGUGGUGAAGGGCCUGUGGAAACACCAGUUUGCCUGGCCCUUUCUUAUACCAGUGGAUGCGAUCAAACUUAACCUGCCUGACUACUACACAAUAAUCAAAAUUCCUAUGGACAUGGGAACAAUCAAGAGAAGGCUUGAGAACAGUUACUACUGGAAUGCCCAAGAAUGUAUCCAAGACUUCAACACGAUGUUUACCAACUGCUACAUAUACAACAAGCCCGGAGAUGACAUAGUCUUAAUGGCGGAGUCUCUGGAGAAGGCUUUCCUCCAAAGGGUCACAGAAAUGCCUCAGGAAGAAACUGAGAUUGUUGUCAUGACAGGGAAGGGGCGUGGCAGGGGCCGAAGAGAAGGAGGUCUGAACUUGAAACCAGGGGGCAUCAUUGAUUCUUCGUCCACGAUCCCUCUAACACGUGGUGUGUCGAACCUCUCGGCAGCACCACAGAUCAGGGGACCGGUGCAGGGUCCGCCUUCACUACCUCCCCUGCCUUUGAUGCAGGCCCUGCCGUCCCACAUGCCCCCCACGUUACCCAGCCAUGCGCCACAGCUCGGAGCCCCCUACUCGAUGGGCCACUCAGACUGCGCUCCUCAAGUUCCCAUCAUGACUUCUGUGCCUCCCCCUGCUCAGACUGCACUCCCCCCAGCAUCCAUCCAGAACGUUGCACCCAUGCUGCAGAACCCCAUUACCAUGACCAAAAUAAGAAAGAGCCAGAAGCGGAAAGCUGACACCACCACUCCCACAGCAAAUGACCAACUGAGUGAGUCUUCACCAGCAGAGUCUAAAUCUGGGAAGACCCUACCCAGGCGAGAGAGUGCGCGGCCUCCUAAACUGUUGAAGAAGGAGGCUCCUGACUCCCAGCAUCACAUCGGCAUGGUGAUGGGACUGAGUGGACCAAGUGGCGGUCACAGCCCCAAACCACAGGAUCAGCUAGGAUACUGUGCAAGUGUGGUCAGGGACAUGCUGUCCAAGAAGCACGCUGCUUAUGCCUGGCCCUUCUACAAACCUGUGGAUGUGGCUGCGCUGGGACUACACGAUUAUCAUGACAUCAUCAAGUAUCCUAUGGACCUCAGCAGCAUCAAGUUGAAGCUGGAGAACAGGCAAUACCGAGAACCCCAGGAGUUUGCUGCUGACGUACGAUUAAUGUUUUCCAACUGCUACAAAUAUAAUCCUCCAGACCAUGAGGUGGUAGCCAUGGCCCGCAAACUGCAGGAUGUCUUUGAGAUGCGCUUUGCCAAGAUGCCAGAUGAACUGGAGACCAAGCCUCUGGUUCCCCCCCCAGCUCCUGUACUUCACCACCCUGCACCAGUUAAGCCCCAGCCUCCUCUGGCCCACGUGGCCUCGUCCUCAGACAGCUCCAGUGACUCGUCCUCCGAGUCCGAGUCUUCCACAGACGACUCUGAAGAGGAGAGAGUCCAGAGGUUAGCAGAGCUCCAGGAUCAGUUGAAGGCUGUCCACGAGCAGUUGGCUGCCUUGUCUCAACCACAAGCCAGCAAACCAAAGAGAAAAGAAAAAGAGAAGGAGAAGAAGGAAAAAGAAAAGGAGAAGGAGAAGAAGAAAGAAAAGCAUAAGAAAAAGGGAGGUAUGUCUGGCCAUGUGGAUGAGAUCCAGGAUGCAACACCUGUCCCGCAGCUCUCUAAGAAGAACAAGAGCAGAGACCAUAACAACAAGGACAGUGCACCAAGGAAGAAAUCUAGUAAAAAGGAAGCGAUGAAACUCAAUCAUCCCACCAACCUGCUGCCAGUUCCCAGCCUGGAAGAGGAUCUGGGAGCUGCUGGGUCUUCGUCCUCAGGGGAAAAAGGCAAGCCUAUGACGUACGAAGAGAAAAGGCAGCUCAGCUUGGACAUCAACAAGCUUCCUGGGGACAAGCUGGGCCGUGUGGUCCAUAUCAUCCAGUCCAGAGAGCCUUCACUCAAAAACUCUAACCCCGAUGAGAUCGAGAUUGACUUUGAGACGCUAAAGCCUUCCACUCUGCGCGAGCUGGAGAGAUACGUGUCUUCAUGCCUCCGCAAGAAGAAGAAGUUUCCAGCUGAGAAGCCUGUGGAGUCCAUGGUCACCUCCAAAAAGACUGGUUCCUCCUCAGAGAGCAGCGGCUCCAGCACAGACAGCGAGGCUGAAGCGACAGGAAUAAUAAAGCAUCAGAAGAAAAAGGGCCACUCUGCGAAGGAGGGGAAGAAGCCUCAUCCUCAUUUACACAUUCAGAGUGGCCCCGCUCAGGCUGGGCUUCAUUCCCAUAUAGCAGGCCUUCAGGCUAGCAUCCAGAUGAAGCAGCAGCAUCAGCCGUCUCCUGCAGGCUUCACCGCCCCCCCCGUAGCUGCUCUGGAGUCUUCCCAACUACUGGAAACUAGCUUUGAGUCCCUGCCGCCUUUCGGCCAGCCCCUCAUGCAUCUGUCCCAUCACCAAGGCAACUCCCAAUCCUCACCCGCAGCUCCACAUCUCAACGCUCAUUCUGCUGGGCCAGUGUCCCCUGAAACCCACCCCUUCCUCAACCAGCAUCCCAUCCUUACGUCUCCGGCCUUGCACAUCUCCAUGCCUCAGCAGCCUUCCCGACCCAGUCACAAGGCGGCGCCUCUUCAUCCAAAAGCCCCUCAGCAGCAAGCAGCACCCCCCCAGCAGCAGCCCCCCCUGCAGCAGCAGCAGCAGCAGCAGCCCCCCCCCCAGACAGCAGCUCCACCACCACAGCACCAGCUUCCCCCCCAGAUACUCCACCCUGCUCAGCCUCUGCACCAGCGGCCCAUGUCCCCCCCAACACUCACCCCCCAGGGCUUGCUCUCCUCCCAGCCUCCCCAGAUGCUGCUGGAGGACGAUGAUGAGCCAGAGUCUACCACCCCUCUGAACCAAGUACAAUUAUACCUGCAGCAGUUCCAGCAAGGCCGGCAGCCCCAGCAGCCCCAGCAGUCCAUGCAGUCCAUGCAGUCACUUCAGGCGCAGGUUCGUCAGCAGCAGCAGCAGCAGCAGCAGCAGCAGCAGCAGCAGCAGCAGCAGCAGCAGCAGCAGGAUCUCCACAAAACACUGAGAAUAUUAAUGUGUGUGAUCCUGUGUUGCGCAGAUGUGAAGUCCAUGGACAGCUCGCGACCUGUGAUCCGCUCCUCUGAGUCCAGUGGACCGCCUCCCUCUCUGCAAGACAAGGACAAGUUCAAGCAGGACUCCAAGACGCCUAUUGCCCCCAAAAAGGAUGUCAAAUUGAAGAACAUGGGCUCAUGGGCCAGCCUUGCCCAAAAGUCCACAUCCACACCCACGUCUGCAGUGAAGUCAUCGAGUGACAGUUUUGAGCAAUUCCGUCGAGCGGCCCGGGAGAAGGAGGAGAGGGAGAAGGCUCUGAAGGCCCAGGCCGAGCAGGUGGAGAAGGACAGGCAACGCAGAGAGCAGGACAAACUACGAGGGCGGGAUGAAGAGGACAUCAUUGAGCCGACCAGACGGGUGCACGAGGAGCCGCGCCGGCGUCAGGAGCAGCAACACAUUCAAGCUCAGUCGCAGCAGCAGCAGCAGCAGCAGCAGCAGCAACAACAGCAACAACAUCAACAACCGCAGCAACAGCAGGAGCCCCCGCCUGCUGCCAUCCAGCAGCCUCCUGCCCCCCCCACCCCGCCUCAGCCCGCUGCACAGAACCCACUCGACCAACAGAGGGAGCUCGCUCGCCGCCGAGAGCAGGAGAGGAGGAGGCGGGAAGCGAUGGCUGCAACAAUUGACAUGAAUUUCCAAAGUGACUUAAUGGCUAUCUUUGAGGAGAACCUGUUCUGAGGAGAUUAGCGACCGAAACGUAACUGCAAAAAAACAAAACAAAACAAAAAACUUGCAUUAUGUAAACUUCCUCGGAGGAGAGACGCUUGGCGACCACGCACCCCAGAGGGCCACGGACUGUCAGUAGCCGUGACGACCCUCGGAGCGAGGACUGAGGGCGCCCAGCUCGCUCUGCCCUUGUGGAGCGGACACACAACACAUGGGGAUCCUAUUGGAUGUCACAUCCUGGGAACUUGGCAUUGCCUGCCUGAUGUAACAGGAGGAAGAGGACUCCUGUUGGCACAGUUUGCCUUUUUUCACUUACAGCGUGCGUGGGCGCAAUAAAUCGCAGGAGAAGAGACACCCUAAUAAUUAUGAAAUGCUCUGAUAAUGUACUGACAGACUGUGCAGAUGUGUUUUUGAAACUGCCAGAUGUCUGAGGUGGUGAAGAAGACUGGUGUUUUAUGUUUUGUUUUGAUUGUUGUAAGUGAACAAAUGAAAUGGUCGUUGGGGCAACUUCCAUACUGUAUAUCGUGUAUAUUUCUCAGCAGAGAAGGUACAGUUUGCCUUACACCUCUUUCCUAAACAGACCAAUGUGUACUGCACACGUUGACAAAACAAUAACAUUUACAACCAGGAGGAGAAGCAGUGCAGACCUUUUUUCAUCAUCUAGUAUCUACUGUAAAGAAGUAUUUUCUUAUACUACAAUAACUGUUUAUUUUCUUUUUCUUCUUUGGGUCGUCAUACCUUCACACUCCUACACCUCUGUCUAUGCCAAACUACCCAUUAUCUUUUAUGCUAAAUUACUUGUCCUAAAACACGGUAGGUAGCUAGACAAAAAAACCUGAAAUAUAUGCAUUAUCAUAGUUCCUGCAAGUAUUUAUCAAAGACAGCAUCAGUUUUCAUCCUGCCUUGAAUUUUUUAUUUAAAGCUACACUUGUUAGCAGUAAAGGGGAAAGGGCCUGACGUUUCUGUGCUUUAGUUGGAAUAUGAUUUCACUAAAAGUUUAGCAACAUCCUUUGUAUUACAUUUGAAGACAUAAUGUUGGAAAUGUUGAUAUCAUUGGCGUGUUUGCAACAGUCACACUACUGGAUCAGUCAAGAAAUGAGAUGAGGAGUCCCUUGCUGUUCUCUCUGUUGGCGCUCUGAUCUUAGCUAAGGGUUAGGAUCAAAGUGCCGGCAGCAGGAAGGGGACCAUCAGGAAUAAGACACACACACCCCUCUGUAGCUGUUACUUGAAUCUGGUUUAGUAAAAAAAUGACUGGAAGGAGCGGAGCCCCCAGUUCGUUUUUGCAUCAAACCUCUUGUAAUUCACUGAGGGCACACUGUAAACAGUACGAAAAGAAAAGACAAACAGAAAUUUGAAAAAACUUUAAAAACAGUUUUGAUUUAUAACUUUAUUCUUGUUAAAUAAUAGUGGAUGUGAGUUAUAAUUCUGUUAUCGGAGACAUUGUUUGGACCAGGGAUGGGUUAAAAAUCUGAAUGCAUCUCGUCCUCUUCACUUGUCUCUUAUGGUGUUUUUCUCCAGUGCCUGUAUUGUAUUGCAAUUCUCGUUGGCUUAUAUUACACUUCGAGGGGUUUAGAAAGGGGGCGGGGCAGGAUUGGGCGGUGUAAUAUUUGAGAUGGGAGGGAGAUUUUUUGAAAGAGUUUGUGUAAAAAAACAAAAAGGAAAAAAAAAUAAAUAAGGAAAAGACAGCGUUUUAUAUUUUACCCGUUGUCAAUAUUCGGGUUUUAAAUCUAGUUUUAGCUGGACUUCUAUGAGUGUACACAUCUGACAACUACUUUCUCAUUUGUUCAAUCAGCGGAUUUUAGGUAGAUAUAUUUCAGCGUUGCCACACUAGCGUUUGAGUCUGGUCUGUGAGUGUGACUGUGUACAUUUGGACGGCUGUGUGACUGUUUUGUUUUUGUUCAAUUUUUUAAAAAGUGUGUGCUGCAAGAGGCAUGUUCCCCGAUGUAGAUAAGCAUUCUAUUGAUGAGGAGAAUAAACAGAUGAACUUCAGGAGAACUUGUUUCUAUUCUUAAGUCACCUUUUAAUUUCUAUGAAGACUACCAUAUAUGAAUAUAGAAUUUUAAUUAUUAGCCUGGUUUUGAAAGGGUAAAAAAAAAAAACGUCAUUCCUUUCUUUUAGCCUUUUUUUCUUUUCACAAUAACUGUUGGACAUAAUGUGCCAUGAGUUCUUCACAGAAUGUGCUGACCCGCAGCUCAGCCCAGAGUUUGCUUUAUUCAGGUAUUUUAUUUUGUGUUACAUUUGUUCUGUUUUGGAGGUUUUGUUCAAACAUUUUCCUCGAUUUAUUUUUUCUCUUUUUUUUUUUUUUUGGUAUGUGAGUGGUAUAUCGAGGUCUCUGAUUCAGUCUGUUAUGAUCAUGGAAUAAACUCAUCUCUUUUAUAGAAAAUAAAAAAUAAACUAAAAUCUA